Messenger RNA from Haemonchus placei, 1554 nucleotides. Lineage: Eukaryota; Metazoa; Nematoda; Chromadorea; Rhabditida; Trichostrongylidae. The record is from the annotation of a GenBank genome assembly.
CGGGCGUCUAAGCAUAAACGUGAACUAAACGUUCUUUCAGCAUGGACUGCCGCAGGUUCAAUCGCGGUCAUCGCCUCAACAUGUGCUCUAGGAUAUCUUGCAACAGAUCUGUUCGAGCCCCGAGUCGCAUAUGCCGAAGCACCCUCGUCAGCGAAAGAGUUUUCGCCACCGGAAAGAAAAGACCUGCCCAUAUUCAAAAAAGAGGAAGUGAAGAAACAUGGGAAGGAUUCUAAGACCAUUUGGGUCACGUACAAAUCGGGGGUGUAUGAUAUCACCGAGUUCCAAAAAUUGCAUCCUGGUGGAGACAAAAUAUUGUUGGCUGCUGGCGGUGCAGUAGAUCCUUAUUGGAGUCUUUAUGCGCAACACCAAACGAAGGAGGUAAUGGAGAUUCUGGAAGAUUAUCGCAUUGGGAACCUUGAUCCGAAAGAUGUGGAAGCGACAAAGGCUGUUGAUGCGUCUGACCCGUUUCGCAAUGAUCCUGAACGACAUCCUGCCCUAAUUGUGAAUCAACAACGUCCUUUCAAUGCUGAAGCCCCAGGAGAGCUUAUCAUGGAUCAUUUUCGUACCCCGAACGAGCUAUUCUUUGUUCGACAUCACAUGCCUGUACCACAGGUUCCGAAGAUCGAUCCAAAGGAACACCGGCUGACAGUCGAAGGAGUAGGAGUGAAACGGCCAAUAAAUUUAUCUGUGGAUGAGUUGAAAAACAACUAUCGGCCAGUGUCAAUCACUUCUGCAAUACAGUGUGCGGGCAAUCGUCGAGCUGACAUGAACAACAAUGCUCAGUGGACUGGUGUUCGAUUGCGUGAUUUGCUGAUAUUAGCCGGAGUAGAUCCGAACGAUUCUAAAAUCAAGCAUGUUCAUUUAGAGGGUGCUGACUCUGAUUCAACAGGUCAGUCGUAUGGAGCUUCAAUUCCAUUUGAGAAAGCAAUGAGUCCUGAAGUAAUCAUUGCUUACAGCAUGAAUGGAGAAGACAUCCCUCGAGAUCAUGGUGCUCCUCUACGUUGUAUCGUCCCCGGUGUAGUUGGUGCACGACAAGUCAAGUGGCUGAAAACUGUGCGCCUCAGUGAUGUGGAAAGUCCGAGCCACUGGCAGCAAAAGGAUUACAAGGCAUUCCCUCCCAAUGUUGGUCCCGGUGAUGAAUUGGAUUGGAAAUCAGUACCAGCUAUUCAGGACUACCCGGUUCAGAGUGCUUUCUGCAUCCCAGCGCCCAACACCAAAGUCAAAAGAGAUGCCGAAACGGUAGACGUUGCUGGAUACGCUUGGAGUGGUGGCGGUCGGGGAAUAAUUCGGGUUGAAGUUAGUGGUGACGGCGGUAAAACGUGGCAAAGUGCAGAACUGGAGCAAGACCCUGAACAAGAUCUCGAUCAUAUGUGGGCCUGGACACUGUUCCGCGCAAAUAUCAAAAUUCCAGAAGGAGCUGAGAAAAUGGAACUAGUUGUGAAAGCUACAGACCGGGCCCACAACACGCAACCAGAAGGAGCAUCAGGUAUAUGGAAUGUUAGAGGACUUAUCCAUAACGCCUGGCAUCGAGUCACGGUGCAGAUUGUUGAUUAG